Molecule: messenger RNA, 975 nt
Organism: Mesoplodon densirostris (Blainville's beaked whale)
Lineage: Eukaryota; Metazoa; Chordata; Mammalia; Artiodactyla; Ziphiidae
Gene: C8G
Product: complement C8 gamma chain
Exons: 8
Coding region: 1-975 (324 amino acids)
Biological process (GO): complement activation
Cellular component (GO): membrane attack complex
Source: RefSeq, a predicted model, not a curated record
AUGCUGCCCCCCAGGACGGCAUCCCUCUUGACUCUGCUCCUGGCCGUCGGCUCCUUGGGUCAGAGGGCUCAGAGACGCCCUCGGCCCCCGUCCCCCAUCAGCACCAUCCAGCCCAAGGCCAACUUCGAUGCUCAGCAGUUUUCAGGGACCUGGUUCCUUGUGGCCGUGGCCUCUUCGUGCCGCUCCCUGCAGGAGCAGGGCCACCGGGCUGAGGCCACCACACUGCACGUGACUCCCCAGGGUGCAGCCAUGGCUGUCAGCACCUUCCGAAAGCUGGAUGGGAUCUGCUGGCAGGUGCGGCAGCUCUACGGUGACACGGGCCUCCCAGGUCGCUUCCUGCUCCAAGCCCGAGGCGCCCGAGGGGCGGUGGACGUGGUUGUUGGGGAGACGGACUACCGGGGCUUCGCCGUCCUGUACCUGGAGCGGGCGCGGCAGCUGUCGGUGAAGCUGUACGCCCGCUCCCUCCCCGUGGGCCAAUCAUUCCUGAGUGUGUUUGAGCGGCGGGUCCAGGGUGCCAACCUGACCGAGGACCACACCCUGUUCUUCCCCAAGUACGGUUUCUGCGAGGCCGCGGACCAGUUUCACGUCCUGGACGGUGAGCGGGCAGCGCCGGCUGGGUGGUGUGGCAGGGGGCUGGCAGCCCGCGGCUCCCUCCUGGUUGAGUCUCAUCUGUGCUGCAGAAGUGAGGAGGUGAGGCCGGUGGCAGCCCUGCACCGAGAAGCAGCCAAGGCCCUGGAGGUGGCGGCACCCGCCGCCCCCCUUGCUGAGCUGGACCUGGCCGGGGUCUCUGCCCACCCGUCAUCUCACGGACUCAUGGGGCUGCUUCCCGGGAGGCGGGGCAGCCUCCCUCAAGGGAACCUGGGCAGCCCCCGGCUUGGGCCAGACCGGGGCUGGAGGGUCAGGGAGCUGGUCAUCAGCUUGGCCAAAGCCGGGCCUGGGAAAAGGGCCCAAGUCACUCUGUUUGGGGAGCCUUAG